Messenger RNA from Sungouiella intermedia, 1374 nucleotides. NCBI's taxonomy places the organism in Eukaryota, Fungi, Ascomycota, Pichiomycetes, Serinales, Metschnikowiaceae. The record is from the annotation of a GenBank genome assembly.
AUGAUCCCUCAAAUCACCACAUCCAUUCCAUCAGUUUUCCAUACCCAUCUCUGGCUUCGCACGCCCACACAUACUAACUUCCUCCUCACUACAUUCAUCGACCACACCAUGAUUAAAAGAGAAGGCACCACCAGCAACCCGCCGUCAUCCAUUCUAUUCAUCGGCCUGAUUCCAUUCGAAUGGGACGAAAGUAAUCUCAAAGCCGUGGUGUGCGCAACAGGAAACGUUCUUGACAUCCGAUUGGGCUUUGACCAUGUUGGAAAGAACAAAGGUUUCGCUUUUGUAGAGUACGAAUCGCCCCAACAGGCCCAGAGGGCCAUGGAACUUCUAAGCCAGAUUAACAUUACCCAGCCAGGCACUCGGAUCACCAAAAAGUUCCGCAUUGAGCUCUCCAAAGAAGGCUUUAGAACUGGAAAUAGCGACUCCAAGUCGGUAAUACCCUUCAAUGCGGCCCGACUUCCUCCAGGCGUCCAGUUCCCACCUGAAGUGAUACGGAAUUAUCCACAGUUGCAACAGGGACCAGGCGGACAGACGCCACAGCCACCAACCUCUGCCAAUGGAACAUACAACAGUCCUCAGCCAACCUCGGCACCCAAUGGACAACCAACCAUCCCUGACGAGUACAUGCAAGCUGGUAGCGUGUUGCCCCGUGUUGGUGAGCUCCCGUUUGCCAAGCCAGACAAGAUCAACGAAAAUUUGGCUGCUAUUCCUCCACCAGAACUCAUUCAACUUAUAGCCAAUGUCAAAUUGAUGUUGAGUACAUCGAAUGCAUCACGAGCCGCCGAAGUGUUUCAAAUCUCGCCAGGAUUAGCCACUGCCACUGCACAGGCUCUUUUGCUCAUGGGCUUUGUCAAUGAAGAAGUCAUUCUGGAGGCCAUGAAGGCAGACACAGGUACCCCACAACCACAGAUGGGUACGCAGCAGCCUCUACAGCAGCAGUAUAACCAAGGAUUUGGACAGCAAGGUCAAAACUUCCAGCAGGGUCAGAGUUAUCAGAGCAUUCAGGGCCAGAACUUCCAGAACUAUAAUCAGGGCUACCAGCAGCCACAGCAGCAGCAGCAGCAGCAACAGCAACAACAACAGUAUGGACAACAUCAGCAACAAUACGGGCAGCAACAGCAACAAUAUGGCCAGGGAUAUGGAGAUCAGUAUGGUAGAGGAAGAGGAUUUCAACAAAGCCCUCCAGCUCAAGCUCCGCCUCUGCAGAGUAAGUGGCCUCAUCUCUCGUUAUCAACUCAGAUGAAGUUGUCCAAUGUUGCACCUGACCAGGCGGAGUUGAUUGUGCAAGUUUUAUCGUUGACACCAGAUCAGAUUAAUGCGUUACCGCCAGAUAGACAGCAGAUGGUUGCAGGAAUCCGUCAGCAGUACUUGUGA